Pseudophryne corroboree (corroboree frog) is the source of this 6879-nucleotide messenger RNA. It is a transcript of the gene PDE3B, whose product is annotated as phosphodiesterase 3B. Lineage: Eukaryota; Metazoa; Chordata; Amphibia; Anura; Myobatrachidae. The transcript has 16 exons. Gene Ontology annotation, cellular component: membrane. Bases 583 to 3753 code for a protein of 1056 amino acids. Gene Ontology annotation, biological process: signal transduction. The record is from RefSeq and is a predicted model, not a curated record. Gene Ontology annotation, molecular function: protein kinase B binding; calmodulin-activated 3',5'-cyclic-GMP phosphodiesterase activity.
GGUAGGCAAGUAUGAAUUAAGCGGGACAGCACAGGGCAGAGCGUUGUAGUUAGGUGGGACAGUACAUGGCAGAGCAGUGCAGUAUGGCACAGCAGCAGCAGAGCACUGUAGUUAGUCGGGACAGUGCACACGGCAGAGCAGCAGCAGAGCGCUGUAGGAAGUGCCGGGCAGAGCACUGUAGUGUUAGCCGGGACACAGCAGAGCAGAGCACUAUAGUUAGUCGGGACAGUGCACACGGCAGAGCAGCAGCAGCAGCAGAGCGCUGUAGGAAGUGCCGGGCAGAGCAGAGCACUGUAGUUAUCCGGGACACAGCAGAGCACUAUAGUUAGUCGGGACAGUGCACGGCAGAGCAGCAGCACAUAGCAGAGCGCUGUAGUGAGCCGGGACACAGCAGAGCGCUGUAGGAAGUGCCGGGCAGAGUGUGACAGGAGGGAAGGGACCUAUUACAGCGGCGGCCGGGAGGGAGCAGGGAGGCGGCGGGGCGAUACCUCUGGCACUAGAAGCAGCAGCAGCCGGAGAGCCGGGGGGCGCGGGAGGAUGGGCUGCGGGACAUGAGGCUGUCCGCCGGGGCCGCAGCUGGGGAUGGCUCCCGGGGAAGAGCAGAGCAUGAAGCAGCCGGACGCCGCGGGCUCGGACGGCCUGAGGAACGGCUAUGUGCGGGGCUGCGUCACCCCGCUCCCUCCGGACCCCCAGCGCCCCGUCCUGUGCCGCUGCCUCGGCCGGGCGCCCCCCUCCUCCUGCUCCGUGCUGUGCGGCGGGGCUGCCGUGGCGGCGGCCGCCUGGUCCGUGCUGGGGAGCGGGGCGGCGGUGGCGGGCUGGGCGCGGUGCCUGCUGCCCGCCCUGAGCCCCCUCUUCAGCCUGGCCUGCGCCUUCUUCUUCCUCACCUGCUACCUGGCCCGCCUGUCCCGGCACGGGAGCGGGGCGCUGUGGCUGCUGGCCCUGCCCGCCUGCUGCUGCUGCGGGGACGCUCUGCUGCUACAGGCGGGGGAGCCGGCGGGGCUGCUGGCCGUGCUGGCCUGUGUGGGGCUGCUGACCCUGUGGCAGGGGCUGAGGCUGGGGCACAGCGUGCUGGUGCUGCUCUUCUCCAGCCUGGUCUGGCUGCUGUCCCUCACCAGCCUGGGCUCCCUGCCCCCGGCCCUCAGAGCCCUGGGGGGCUGCCUGGUGGGGCUGGCCGGCUCCCUGCUGGCCCUGGCCUUCUGCCACUGCUUCCACAUCCGGGAGGCUCACCCCAGGACUGCUGCCCCGGUGCUGGAGGAGAAGGUGCCGGUGAUCCGACCCCGGAGGAGGUCCAGCUGCGUGUCCCUGGGGGAGACCCCCGCCAGCUACUGUGCCGGCGGCAAGAUGUCCCGGAGACCCUCGCUGCCCUGUAUCUCCAGGGAGCAGAUGAUUCUUUGGGAUUGGGACUUAAAGCACUGGUACAAGCCCCAAUAUCAGAACGCCGGUGGUGGGAAUGGAGUAGAUCUGUCUGUUCUGAACGAGGCCCGGAACAUGGUCUCCGACCUCCUGGUUGACCCAUCUCUGUCCCCACAAAUCUUGUCCUCACUCCGCAGCAUUAACAGCCUAAUGGGGGCUUUCUCAGGCUCAUGCAGACCAAAAGUAAACCCAUUUACCCCCUUCCCUGGCUUCUACCCCUGUCCAGAAAUGGAGGACCCCAUGGAGAAAGGAGAAAGGAAGUUCCACAAGGGACUGACCAGCCGCAGCAGCCUACCAACCCCACAGCUUCGUCGGAGCUCUGGAGCGUCCUGUCUGCCGCCCAUGGAACUAGCAGCUUCCCGGUGGGAGCGCAGUAACGGCAAACGGUCGUACCAGGACUACAGCGGUUCCAGCCAAGGAUCUUAUCCAAAUGGACCGUUCAGCUCCAACCUGCUGACCAUACCAAAGCAGAGGUCCUCUUCUGUGACUCUGACCCCUCACAUGGCCACCAGGAGAGCUGGUACCUCUCCGAGCCUGAGCCCUGUGAAUUCGCCCAGCCACGGAUCUGCAUUUAACCGGUCGCCUGUAGAGUUUCCUGACACUGCGGAUUUUCUCACAAAGCCAAGUGUUACGCUACAUAAACCUGUGGGAUAUACAUUAGCUUCUCAGGAUUGCCAGCAGCAAAUCAGAACGUCUUUAAGCCAUAUUUGUAACAGUUGUGGUCACAAAAAUUUUAAGGCUAUUUCAAACUCCGAAUCACCGGACAACAGCACACAGUCUGGUUCAGAGAGCCAGGUCCGAAAAUCAGGUGAUAAUUCCAGCAUUCAGGAUGAAUCUGUGCACUUAAGAGACAAGAAGCCGGAGAAACGGCCACAGACAGACUUCAGGAGGUUGUCUGUGAAUGAAGAACAGUACAUGGAGCAGAUGCAGGCCGGCCAGCAAUCCGAGAUGGAGGAAGAGUCUUCUCUGGAUUUGCUCAUUGAGGAUCAGGACGAUUUACUGGAGAAAUUGGAUAAUUGGAAUUUUCCAAUCUUCGAUCUUAUGGAGAAGACAGGAGGGAAAUCUGGGAGGAUCCUUAGUGAGGUGUCCUACACCUUGUUCCACGACACACGGUUGUUUGAAAUCUUCAAAAUUCCUCAGAGAGAAUUCAGAAACUUCUUCAGGGCCCUAGAAAAUGGCUACCGGGAUAUUCCAUACCACAAUCGUGUCCACGCUACGGAUGUCCUUCAUGCCGUUUGGUAUCUGACAACCAGGCCGGUUCCUGGGUUCCAGGAGCUGUCCAGCGAUGAAGCAGAUUCAGACAACGUGAUGGGUCCUGCACACGUUUACCUGUCCUCUAAGAGCUGCCCCAUCACAGACGCCAACUACGGGAACCUUGCGGCUAACAUCCCCGCACUGGAGCUGAUGGCGCUGUACGUGGCGGCUGCUAUGCACGAUUACGACCACCCGGGUCGCACGAAUGCCUUUCUCGUGGCCACAAAUGCACCACAGGCUGUUCUGUACAACGACAGAUCAGUCCUGGAGAACCACCACGCCGCGUCUGCUUGGAACCUCUUCCUCUCGCAGCCAGACUACAACUUUCUCACGUACUUGGACCACGUCCAGUUCAAGCGGUUCAGAUUUCUCGUCAUUGAAGCCAUCCUCGCCACUGAUUUGAAGAAGCAUUUUGAUUUCUUGGCUGAAUUCAACGCGAAGGUAAAUGAUGUAAACAGUAACGGCAUUGACUGGAGUAAUGAAAAUGACCGGCUCUUGGUGGGACAAGUAUGCAUUAAACUGGCCGACAUUAACGGCCCAGCAAAAAAGCGGGAGCUGCACUUGAAGUGGACGGAAGGAAUAGUCAAUGAAUUCUAUGAACAGGGGGACGAGGAGGCGAGUCUGGGGCUACCUGUCAGCCCGUUCAUGGACCGAUCGGCUCCGCAACUGGCCAAGCUGCAGGAGUCCUUCAUUACCCAUAUUGUGGGCCCCCUGUGUAACUCCUAUGAUGCUGCUGGCUUGCUCCCGGGGAAGUGGUUGGACGAGGAUGAUGAGGAGAUAGAAAGUGAUGAUGAUGAAGAAGAUGCGGAUGAUUUGGAUUCAGAGGAUGACGAUGGGGAUGAUGAGCUUAGCCCGAAGCCGCAGAGACGGAAAGGCAGGAGGCGAAUGUGUUGUGAGAUAAUGCAUCAUCUACGUGAGAACCACAAAGUAUGGAAGAAGAGCAUCGAGGAGGAGGAGAAAGCAAAACCAGACACCAAUAAGCCGCCGAGCGAGGGGUCCUCGUUACCUCCGUCGGAUGAAAUCCAGGUCAUCGAGGAAGCAGAUGAAGAAGACGAGAGACAAUCAGGGGAGGAGAGAAAGUGCUAGGACUCUCUAAGACGGGACGAAGGCGACGACACUUCACAUACUGUAACUUUGCAAGAACGGCCUUAUUACUGUGAGAGGACCGCGCCCGUCCCACCACACUAUGCACUUUCACCACCACGUGGAAUAUACAAACAUUAUAUUCAGACGUUAAUUAUUGUACAACUUGAUGCAAAGUCCUUUGUGCCCUAAUUGGUAUAUUAUUACCAUUUAUAAUGCUGCCUUGCUAAAUACAGAGCUCUUUUUUCCCAUAAGGUACUUCGUUACAAUCAUAAAAAGUGACUUUUCUUACCAAAGCAGCAACAGCAUUUUUUUCUGGGCGAGACCGGAGCGGUGGUGGAAUGCGUUGCUGCUCCGGCGCCGUCAAGCCUGUUGUAUUUUUCUGUUAUUUUUAAAACAAGAAACUGCCUGUGACAGAUCUGGAAAAAUGCCAUCUGGACCGAGUUCCUUUUAUUUAAGUAUCGGUUCCUCAGCGACCUAACUCUGUUCUAUCGGGAAGACUGACCAGGACAGGAAAGUUCUCAUUUUCAAAAUCGGACAGAAAAAAAGAAAUCCCAAAUGCAUCAUUUUCUGAUGCCUUUUAUGUGUUGUGUAUAACCUGCUUGUGUUUUAUGUUAUUUUACGGAAAAUGUUUUUUUUUUUUUUUUUUUUAAUUUCAGGUCUCAAGGAUGAGUCUUUUGGGGGGGUUUUUCUUUUUCUUUUUUGUUUCGUUUCAUUUUUCCUUUAUGAGUUGUGGUUCUGUGGUAGCCCUGAAAGUAAAGACAAACACGCAAAAAUAAAAAAAAACCCUGACAAACCCGAAAACACCAUAAAAAACAAAAAAAAAGCUUAAAUAUUUCAAUAAUGAAGGGAUUUUUUUAUUUUUUAUUUAGGCAAUGAUAUAAAUAUAUAUAUUAGAUAUAUUUUUCCACUCUUUUUCUCAGGAUUUGUAGGUAGAAGUGCGUCAUUUGUAACACCCAACAGAUACAACACGAGACUCCUCUAAUGUUUAAUGAAUAGUUUAGCUGUUUAUACAUAACCACGUAACACAUUUAUUCUAUAUACAAUGUAUUUGGGGGAAGACCCGUUCCCGGGCACUAACUCUUGUAUGUUUAAUACAUAAGGUAACAUUUCAGACACCACCGAAUCGGUCCCGAUUCCCACGCACGCAAUCGCUCACUGCUCUGUCCCCAUUAACCCCUGAAAUGUGUGGCGUUUUGUAGGCACAUCGGCCAGUGCAAAUGAUAACGAUGACUACUAUAACUUUAUACUGUAUUCUCAGACUGCAACUCAAGCACAAGAUAUAGACAACCUCACAGCUGCAACGCAGAAGUACUUUUAUAUAGUGAGCUGUUCCACGUGUGCGAUAUCUAACACGGCCUUAACUGUCAGACGUGUCCAUCAAGCACAGCGACAAUUUUGUUCUUCUAUUUUGAAGCCAUUGAAUGACACCGCGGUCAGGAGCCGUCUUAAGUGACUCUGCCAGAGGGGUGUAGACCGGUUCUGUUCUUCAUAACACUGGUCCUUUGACGCAGCAAUGCAACAUCUAGGGGACAUAAGUAAAAGCAGGCAUACUAGCAUGUACUACACAAUAGCAGAAUGUGGUCAGAUGUUACGAUUUCCAGCGUUGUAUGGGUACCUGUGUUUAUAACUCUCCUCCUUACGUUACAAUGUGAACAGGAUUUUCCUUUUGGAAAAAAAACCAUACGAGAUGCCUACUGGGGAGGGAGUUGGAUUGCUGACAAUAGGGGAAGACUUAUUACUGCUGACGUGUGCCAUUCCUGACCGGCACUGGUGGACUGGGCUAGUACAUCUCUGUACAUUGUAGAAGGGAACGGAUUGUGUACUAUGAAACUGGAGAGACGUAAAUUCAUGUUCUGAGAGAUGGAAAAAGUCAAAUGCGGGUUGUGGUACUUUAUACAGUAACGUCACUUUUGGAAAGGAAAUGGCCAGUUUGAAUGCGGUUCUGUGGCAGUGCUCUGGCGGUUAUAUUGUUGUGCUGGUGGGGUCACAGUGCAGGUGCUGACGCAGUCCUGGGGUAUCAUUCUGACACUGAGAUCGCUGUACUUGCGGGGCUACACUAGCUGAUGAGUGUGUUACAUUAGCCAGGUCCCCCUGCAAGUGAUGUCAUCAGCUAAACCCUGACCAUAGCAUGAUCUGAAAUCCCCGGUGACUUGGGGUUAGGCCUUACCAUGUUUAACCUAUGUUGGGUAAGGGAACAGAAAAUCUAGUUCCUGGAUUAGAGGGUGAAUGAUGGAAAAAGGUAUUUUUGUUGCUACCAGGCUGGAAUAUAAAAUGUGUUAUAAAGAGGUAGAAUGAUUUGGGGUGAUGUAUAAAGAGGGUGACAUCCGCUGCAGUUAAUCCACAAAUGACCUAGUUCUGUAAUCACAUAACUGUGCAUCGUGAUGUUUCCCUGUACUCAUUCUCACUCUGCUCCCUUCACUCCAGGUAGGAGCUUCCAUUAAUUUGCCAAAAAUGUCACCGUGUUUCAGCCUCAUCAUAUUUAUGCCUUAAAUGAUACCCUAUGGUCUAUGCCUUAACCAGUGUUUCAGCUCUUUCCAGUUUGUUUUUCAUUUACCUUGCAAGACCAGUUUCCUGAGCUACGCGUGCACCAGUCACAUCUAUGUGCAAUUUACAGACUUAAUGGACUAAGUUAUUGUUACCACUGGGAGUCGUACGGAUCACUCCGCACACAAUCACCCAUCAUCCUGCCGGAGGAUAAUAUUGCUGGGCCCACUGACAGGUGCUGUUGGAUUAUAUCGCCCCGCAGAGAUGCCUGGAUUGGCAGCGUAUGAGGGUUUGCAUGCAUGGAUUAAAGUCGGUGAUUUCUAAGUAAGCAAUUGCCACAUCAUCUGUUCCACAAAACUUAGCAUGUUACAUUUUGUAUCAUGAAAAUGUAUGUCACCACCAUCCGGCAACGUGGACUAGAAGAAAAUGUCUGUCGGAUCAAAUUUAGGACUAUUGUUCAUACUACUUUUUCUUCUUCCCCUUUUGACAAUUUGGUAAAUAACUAAAAGAAGUAAUUUAUUGUAGACUGUGCCAAAUUACUGUGCCGCCCCAAUCACUGCUCCCGGACACCCACUGUAAUACUUAGGCAGUGUUCCCACAAAAUAUUUCUACUAGUAAUAAACUUUACCAGUUUUAAACAGA